This is a messenger RNA of Gopherus flavomarginatus (Mexican gopher tortoise), 3079 nucleotides long. It is a transcript of the gene MED21, whose product is annotated as mediator complex subunit 21. Gene Ontology annotation, molecular function: transcription coregulator activity. NCBI's taxonomy places the organism in Eukaryota, Metazoa, Chordata, Testudines, Testudinidae. Gene Ontology annotation, cellular component: mediator complex. Gene Ontology annotation, biological process: regulation of transcription by RNA polymerase II. Bases 29 to 463 code for a protein of 144 amino acids. The transcript has 4 exons. The record is from RefSeq and is a predicted model, not a curated record.
GAAGCGGGAUGGGCGUUCAGGGAGCAUCAUGGCGGAUCGGCUAACGCAGCUACAGGACGCGGUGAACUCGCUUGCAGAUCAGUUUUGUAAUGCCAUUGGGGUAUUGCAGCAAUGUGGCCCACCUGCCUCCUUCAGUAACAUUCAGACAGCUAUAAACAAAGACCAGCCGGCUAAUCCUACAGAAGAAUACGCUCAGUUGUUUGCAGCAUUGAUUGCACGAACUGCUAAGGAUAUUGAUGUUUUAAUAGAUUCAUUACCUAGUGAAGAAUCAACAGCAGCUUUGCAGGCUGCUAGUCUGUAUCGUUUAGAGGAGGAAAACCAUGAAGCAGCUGCCCGUCUGGAAGAGGUUGUUUAUCGUGGGGAUAUGCUACUAGAAAAGAUACAGAGUGCCCUAGCAGAUAUUGCUCAAUCACAGCUGAAGACCAGAAGUGGUACUCAUAGCCAGCCUGUUCCAGAUUCAUAGCAGCAGGGGGCAGCAUUUUGCUGCAAAAGCGAACUAUUAGAUUGUGAAUAAAAUCAUUUUUUAAAACAAAGUUCUGUAUCAAACACAGUAAUAUUGAGCCCUACUGUUGCGUAAAUAUUUUGAGUGAACUGAUUAUAGUAAAAGCAUGUCACUUGUCAAAGCCUAAAAGUUUUGUUAUAUUGUCUCAUGUUUGGUAUGAGAAGCAUUUAUAAACUAAGAAUUGGUGUUCAUGUUGCUCCAGCACUACACAUUUAAUGUAUUUCCUUUGUUUCAAAAUACUUUUUUUUUUUUAAGUUUCGCUUCUCUUAUGCAUAGAUGUGUAUCUAAUGGGCUGUCAUCUUCGCAAUGUAAAUUUGUAUAUUCCUACUGGGGAAUAAGGGAAAAUUUUCUCAGCAUAUUUUUGGUAACCUUCCUCGCCUCUAAAUCUUCAAGAUUAAGAUGUCUUAUUUUAUUGUGAGGCUUUUACAAGAAAUAGAGCUUCACUUUGCAGAAUUCUAUGAGCAAAGUGCUGUACAUUGAGGUUAUUCCAGUGCUCACCUUCUGCAUUGCUAUAUAUACUGUGUAAUUACGAUUCUACUGUGACUCUUUGGCAUACUUAUUACUUGACUGUAUUUUAUCAUCUUUGGCUGCAAGCUGUUAUACAGUUUUCUUGCCGGCUGCAUUCUGUUAAUACUUAAAAAGAAAGACAAUGCCAAGAUCAUGUGUCUGUCAGAUUUGUUGUUCACAAAUGGGACUGUGGCGCACUAGUGGUUCGUGAUGCACUUGCUGGUUCCCUGCAGGCUGCUAGCAGAUCAUAUGGGAUUGACUGUACCCCUUUGCUUCCAGCAGUUUCUACACACGCCAGGUUUCUUGUGACAGUGUGCCUGUAAAAGCAGAUGCUACCGAGGAGGAGCUGCUGGUUGUAGUUGCGUCAGAGGAGUUGGAGAAGGAACGGAAGGUGUCUAGUAGGGAUACCUUCCAUCACUGGCUUCUAACUUCUUUUCUAAUAUUUUUCUUGUGUAAGCAGUUGCUGUAGCCACUGCAUGGACAUUGUGUGAGUGUAAAUAUGAAAGGGGUAGUCCCUAAGAUAUUCAGGAGUUCUUCAGUACUGAAAAAAAUUGUGCCCCAAUGGUGUGAAUUAAAAACAGAAAAAUUGGGGUCAAUUCAAACAGUAAGCUUUUAGGGAUGUUUGGAUCAAUAUUUGAACUUGAUGGCAAAAGUACUGGAGUGUACACCCUUCUCCCUUAGCAAUCUAAAAAUUUUACUUUGGCCACUUUUUCGUUGAAGAUAGACUGACUUCUCUUGGAGUCUGUGUGUAUAUAGUCUACUCAUUUUCCUGAUUUCAGAUUGUUUAUCUGUGUGUACUGGCAAAAUUUCUCUAAUGUACAUAGAACUAUUAUGCUUCUAUUGUGUUCAGCUGGUCUGAAACAACUUGAACUUGUUUUUUGGCAACCUACCAGUGGCAAUGCAUGCAAGGAGCCAUACAUCCAUUAAAUGGUGCUGUAAAAGGAAGAGUGGAGCAGGUCAUGGGACACGCCUUGUACACUUACUGCUGUAACAGUAUGCUGUUCUAAAGACUUUCACAAUAUAAUUAAAUACAAAGUAGUAAGUACUGCUAAUUGUUGCUAAAAUGGAAAUGUAGGAUUUAAUCACACUUAAAUGGAGAACUUCACCUGCUAUUGUGAGACUCCUGUGAUACUUAAAUACAAGGAAGAAAGUAAACAUGGUCUAUUAUUCAAAUAGAAGUGGGGGCCAUGCUGUGGUCCUAGCUAUACCAUAGGCUUCUUUUGUCUCUUGGUAAAUCACUAGAGCUCAGUCUUUCACAAAUAUGUACUAAUUCUGGGUGCUGACUCUCAGGGCCUGACUCUUUUUUUAAAUAGAUGUCAGACGCCAACUGCAAUUGAAGUCAUGGGAAAUGCGGCUUAGCACAUCUAAAAAAAAAAAAAUGCUCAUGUCUCAAGUUUGUGUGCUGUGAAAGUGAGGUACCAAAAUUAAUAAAUGCUUAACUUGGAGCUAGCAGUCUAUUUUCUCAUCUGUAAGAUGGAGAAAACUUCCCACUCUUAAAGGAGUUUUGAGGUAUAUUGCUAUAGGAGUUCAACAGAGAUGGAUUAAAUGGCAGGGUAACCUAAAUCUUGAAUUCACACUCUCAAAUGGAUUCCCUAAUUACAUUUUAACAUCUGUGUAGGUGCACAGUGGCUCUAAGAUCUGUGGUGUCAGCUGUUUACUUGCCAGAAGCAAACCCAAAGUCAAUAUUUCUUAGCCGUUCAGAAGUUCUCUGUGCAUGGUUACAUCAUCCUUGGAUACUUCAGUUUUGUGCUCUUUGUGCUUCAAUAUUAGGAAGUUGCUACUGCUGGAAUUCCAGAUUUCCUUGUUUAAAACGUUGCCUUAGUGUAGUAUUUUCUUCAUGCUUGCGGGUUACUCUAGUAUGUUAAUGUGCCAGCCACCUUAAUAUUAAAGUGCAUACUGGUCUCAACACCUAUUUCUGUCCUGCAUGUGAAGAACUUUAACUCUUAUGCUACUGUGAAGUACGGCAUACACACAUUUUGUGUGUCCCUUUGAUAUCUAGCUCAGUAUUUAUACUAAAAUGUCACAAUUUGCUUAUUGACAAUAUAAUAAAAAUAAAUCAAAGCAAGGAAA